CUAGGCUUUUCGGGCUUUUCGUCGUCGCCAUGUCCGGAGGUGGUGUGAUUCGUGGCCGGGCAGGGAACAGCGAUUGUCGCAUCUACGUGGGUAACUUACCUCCAGACAUUCGAACCAAGGACAUUGAGGACGUGUUCUACAAGUACGGCGCUAUCCGCGAAAUCGAUCUCAAGAAUCACUGUGGAGGACCACCCUUCGCCUUCGUUGAGUUUGAGGACCCGCAAGACGCGCAAGACGCGGUGUAUGGUCGCCAUGGCUAUGAUUACGAUGGAUACCGACUGCGGGUCGAGUUUCCUCGAAGGGGCCGCGGCUGGGGUGGAGGUGGCGGAGCACCCCGAGGCCGCUAUGGCCCCCCAUCCAGUGGCCGCGGGGGUGGAGGUGGCGGAGCACCCCGAGGCCGCUAUGGCCCCCCAUCCAGGCGACCUGAGAACAGAGUGGUUGUCUCUGGACUGCCUCCAAGUGGAAGCUGGCAGGAUUUGAAGGAUCACAUGCGUGAAGCAGGUGAUGUCUGUUAUGCUGAUGUUUCCCGAGAUGGCACUGGUGUCGUGGAGUUUGUACGGAAAGAAGAUAUGACCUAUGCAGUUCGAAAACUGGAUAACACUAAGUUUAGAUCUCAUGAGGGAGAAACUGCCUACAUCCGGGUUAAAGCUGAUGGGCCCAGAAGUCCAGGUUAUGGAAGAUCUCGAUCUCGAAGCCAUAGUCGUAGCAGAAGCCGUAGCAGAAGCAACAGCAGGAGUUGCAGUUACUCCCCAAGGAGAAGCAGAGGAUCACCACGCUAUUCUCCCCAUCAUAGCAGAUCAACACACCAGCUGAUGGAUCUAGGCCACCCUCGCCAAACAAGCACUACCCCGACUAUAACCAGCACAGCCUUCCGGCACUCUGCAGGCGUCCUUACUUUGGAAGAAAAGAAAGAGAUAACGUCAGGGUGCUCUAGGCAACGGGUGCAUUCCACCCCAAUCAGGGAAUCCUGGAUGGAAAGGGCUCUGGAGAUGGCGGUGUUUGUCCUGAAUAAUGGCAGACAAAAGAGACCUGUGAUGAAAAGACUGAAGGGCUGUGGGAUGGCACAGGCACCCGCCGGUCCAGGAGACAGAGCAGAGAGCUCUGUGGACUUGGAGUGGACUCUGCUCUCUAACCUUCAGAGCAGACAGCGCGGAAACACACUGCCUCCUCAGAGCACUUCUGAACUGGCUAGAAGGGAAGAGUGA
This is a messenger RNA of Myotis brandtii (Brandt's bat), 1205 nucleotides long. Its product is annotated as serine/arginine-rich splicing factor 1-like. The record is from RefSeq and is a predicted model, not a curated record. Gene Ontology annotation, cellular component: cytoplasm; ribonucleoprotein complex; nucleus. NCBI's taxonomy places the organism in Eukaryota, Metazoa, Chordata, Mammalia, Chiroptera, Vespertilionidae. The coding region runs from base 30 to 1205 and encodes 391 amino acids. The transcript is spliced from 4 exons. Gene Ontology annotation, molecular function: mRNA binding.